Messenger RNA from Eublepharis macularius, 1010 nucleotides. RefSeq names its product OVCA2 serine hydrolase domain containing (gene OVCA2). Gene Ontology annotation, biological process: response to retinoic acid. The transcript is spliced from 2 exons. Gene Ontology annotation, cellular component: cytoplasm; nucleus. The coding region runs from base 32 to 706 and encodes 224 amino acids. The record is from RefSeq and is a predicted model, not a curated record. Lineage: Eukaryota; Metazoa; Chordata; Lepidosauria; Squamata; Eublepharidae.
GGCAGGAGAGAGAAAUCCCGGAUGCAGCAGUAUGGCAGAGGGGGGCUCGGGACCACGCUCUUUGCGCUUGCUCUGUCUCCAUGGUUACCGCCAGGACGCGACGAGCUUUCGAGCACGCAGCGGGGCCCUGCGGAAAGCCUUGCGCGGGCGCGCCGAGCUGCUGACCGUGGAUGCGCCUCACGUGGUAGCCGCGCGAGCAGUGGAGGCCAGCCUGUUGGAACCAACAGAAGGCAACGGUCGCAGCUGGUGGUUUUCCAGCCCCCAGGAGAGGACAUUCAGCGCUUUAGAGGAAGCCUCAUCUUGCAAAGGUCUGGAAGAAUCAUUGAAGGCUGUGGCAGAGGCAUUUGCAGAAUACGGCCCCAUUGAUGGGCUGCUGGGCUUUAGCCAGGGGGCAGCGCUGACUGCCAUUGUUUGCGCCCUGAAGCAACGUGGAGAUCCCCGCUUCCAGUUUGACUUUGCCAUCCUAUUUGCUGGUUUCAAGAGUCAGGCCCUUGAUCACCAGAUCUAUUAUCAGGAACCCAUCCAGGUGCCCAGCCUGCAUGUCCUGGGAGAGACUGACCGUGUCAUCUCCGCUGAGAUGAGCCAGGAACUUUCCUCCAAGUUUACUGAACCUUUAUUUCUGACUCAUCCAGGGGGGCACUUCAUCCCUGCAUCUGCAGCCCAGAAGAAAACCUACCUGGAAUUCCUGGAUCGUUUUGGGAAGUAACUAACUGGAGCGCAAGGUUUGGUUGUUUGAUCCUCUUAUUUCCUUGUGCAGAGGCCAGAAGGAGACAGAAAUGUGUAGACAGAGGGGAGCAACACCGAUCUCAGUAGGGUAAACAUUACUAGUUCUGCACUGGACUGUGGGUCCUUGACCAGUCAACAGUUGGGCUUGGUGUGACUCGACUAUGUGUCAGACGGGAAUCUUAAGAGCGCUGCUGCUGUCCAUCUUUUUCCUGGACUGUGCUAAUGAACCCGAAAGGCAUUGCAUUAAAACAAUUGUCUGUGGAAUCAGUAAAUGUGGUCCCAGU